Molecule: messenger RNA, 1482 nt
Organism: Rhineura floridana
Lineage: Eukaryota; Metazoa; Chordata; Lepidosauria; Squamata; Rhineuridae
Product: solute carrier family 2, facilitated glucose transporter member 7-like
Exons: 12
Coding region: 1-1482 (493 amino acids)
Biological process (GO): monosaccharide transmembrane transport
Cellular component (GO): membrane
Molecular function (GO): hexose transmembrane transporter activity
Source: RefSeq, a predicted model, not a curated record
AUGGAUAAUGAGGAGGAAGAAGUGGUACCCAAUGCAGCAAUCAAACAAGGGAAGCUGUCGAAAACCCUUAUUUGGGUAUCCAUUGCUACAUGCCUCCUAUCUAUGCAAUAUGGUUACAAUCUCUGGAUUGCCUACUCUCCUGUUGUGCUCCUGCAAGACUAUUAUAACAUAACGUCAUUUGAAGAGAUGGAGAAUCCAGGCUCUCAGAUGUUCCUUCUGGCAACCACCCUUGCUUUAUUUCCACUUGGAGGCGUAUUUGGGUCACUUGCGGUUGGCUAUUUGGUGUAUAUGUUUGGCAGGAAAGGCACCUUGGCGAUAGCCAACAUUUUGUCCAUUAUUUCUGCUAUCCUCAUGGGUUGCACAAAUGAGAUAUCUGCCUUUGAAUACACCAUGUUUGUUCGCUUGUACACUGGGAUAUGCACAGGAAUUAUUUCCAGUGUUGUUCCCAUGUAUCUUGGUGAGAUCUCCCCUGGAAGUCUGCGGGGAGGCAUGAUCAUGAUGCCCCACCUCUUUCUAACCAUUGGUGUUAUGUUUGCUCAAAUCCUUGCUCUUCAUGAAAUCUUCGGGACCCCAGAAGGUUGGCCAAUUCUGAUGAGUCUUUCUGGUGUCAUGCCAUUGUGUCAGGUACUUCUACUGCCCUUCUUUCCUCAAAGUCCUAGAUAUCUGUUCAUUCAGAAGAAGGAUGAAGAGAAGGCAAGACAAGCCUUGAAGAAACUAAGAGGACAGAAUGAUGUGGAGGCUGAGAUGGAAGAACUCCGUCUGGAGGACCUUGCCGAGAAAGCAGAGAAGAACAUGAAUCCACUUAAACUACUAUCAACCCCAAGCCUGCGAUGGCAAACCAUCACCAUCAUUGUCUUGAUGUGUGGCCAGCAGCUUGCCGGCACCAAUGUGGCUUACUAUUAUACAGAGAGAAUCUACAUGUCUACAGAGAUGGAAAUAAACCAUGUCCGGUACAUGAGUAUAGGCUCAAGUGCUAUCCUCAUCUUCUCAACCACAUUAGGGAUGUAUCUCGUUGAUACUCUGGGCCGGAGGAUUCUGCUUCUCAUUGGCUUUGGGAUCUGCAGCACCAUGUGUGUCCUAUUAACAAUUACCCUGGAAAUGCAGGACAAAGUCCCAAAGAUGUCAUAUUUGAGCACAUUUUUCAUCAUCUUAUACUUGUUUGGACAUUGUUUGGGGCCUGGUCCAGCACCCCCUAUAUUUGAAGUGGAGCUGUUCUUUCAAACGUCCCGGGGCUCAGCCUUCGUGGUUGCAGGAUUUCUGCAGUGGUUCAUAAACUUCAUUACUGGAGUGUCAUUCCUUCAUAUAGAGACACGUAUUGGAUCUUUCAGCUUCCUCCUUUUCUUCCCUGUCUGUGUAGCAUACUUUUAUUAUACCUUCAAGAUGAUCCCAGAAACCAAGAAUAGGACCUUUCUGGAAAUCAGGAGAAUCAUGGCGAUCCGGGCAGCCAGCAGGAUCUCAGUCAAGGGGCAGAUGGGGAAAUAG